GGCUGUUUUAUCAGUGUAAACUUUGUAGUACAUAUUUAAUCCUACUUUCAGUGACAGGUAUCUGGAAGUCUGUUAUAUUUUGUGGAACCUGGAAAUUUCACAAAUAAACGAAUGUUAACAAAGAAGCUUCAGACUAGUGCAUCUUUACGAGAUGAUAGCAAGGAUCAUGGUUGUAGAUUUUCACGUUCAAACGCUCAAUGCACCAUUCAAGAAGAAUGUGAUCGUGUUUCAUUGACCCGUACGACUAGUGUUAGAUCCACGGUAGAGUUUCCUCCGAAUAUAGACGAGAAAGAUCUAGAAAUAUUAGGUGAAAUUGGAAGUGGAGCAUAUGGUAGAGCUUUAAAAGUAAAACACCGACAAUCUAAUUGUUUGUUGGUUCUUAAAGAGGUUAUUGAACAAAACAAAGCAAUCGAGGCAACUAUUAUACGCGAAGUUUCAUUACUUCAGAAUUUAAAACAUACAAAUAUUUUAACAAUUGUCGGUGUGGUUAUUCGAAAUAGACAGUUUUGUCUUAUUACUGAAUAUAUUGAAAAAGGAAGUUUACAUUCAUUAUGCUUGGAUAAAAUUAAAUAUCCAUUUAAUUGGAUUAAAAUAAUAACAUUUGGUCGUGAUAUUGCAUCAGGGAUGGCUUAUUUACAUAAACAUGACGUUAUACAUCGGGAUUUAACAACUCUUAAUUGUCUUGUACGACAAGAUGACUCUGUUGUUGUGUCUGAUUUCGGAUUGUCAAAAUUAGUUCAGUCAAUUCCGUCUUGUAGACAGAAAACAGAAGAAAAAUGCUACGAUCACACAACAACAAAUGACUCUACAUCAAUAAUUCAAGAUUCUUCUUCUGAUACUUCAAAUAACACCGAUGUUCAGCCUAAUCAUACUCCUCGUCUUAGACGUCAUCAUGCAUACAAUCAUCCAAGAAGACAUACUGUAGUUGGUAGUCCAUACUGGAUGGCUCCAGAAAUGAUAGUUGGUCAACCAUAUGAUAAUUCAGUGGAUGUAUAUUCAUUUGGUACAAUUAUGUGUCAAUUAAUUUUACGUACAAAUGCUGAUCCAGAUAACUUAAUACGUGAUGCAAAAACUUUCUGUAUAGAAAUGGAUGAAUUAAUGAAACUAGAAAAUUUUCCGAUCAAUACACCACCAAUAUUAUUAAACAUGACAAGUCAAUGCGUUUCAUUGGAUCCAAGAAAUAGACCUUGUUUCGAUUCAUGUGUUGGGCUACUGGAACAAUGUUUAUUAUACUUAUUAUCUGGACAUCAAUCAAAACAGAUUAUAGUUGGAAAUUCUGCUAAAGACAUUACCACAGUUGAUGACAACAAUACAGAGAGGUGAGAUUCUGAUUAUCAGAAUCUUGAUGUUAAUAAAUAUUGAUCAAUAGUACAUAUAUAUCCUUGUAUACAUAUUUGUAAAUUUUCUUUUUAGUUAACUAACUUGGUUAUAUUUUCCACUUGAUCAUAUCAUAGCUAUAAAUCUCAACUCGAAUGAAAUGAUGUCUUUAUGCGUACCCUACUGUUGUAUGAAUUUUCAUUAUCCGAAUAUUAUAUUUCUAUGUUAUUACACGAAGAAAUAAAUCUCUAUUUUUAUGUGAAAUUAAGUUUGGUAUUCUGUUUCCCUGUUACUAAUCCAUUCCUUAUUUUUUUUAUCGGUUAUGACUUAUAUUGAAUUGAUAAAUAAAAUGAGAUUACAACUCUUCAACCACUUAAAUGUAAUCAUUAUAUUUUUCUGUAUUGGUGUUUGGAGCCAUUUGAUAAAGAAAUAGGACUGAUUAUUUUAUUUUGAUUUUAUUGAAUUCUCUAAGCUUAAUGGUUGAAUUGUAAAGCUUUCGUUGUUGUUCUGGACAACAUGUUCAGUGUCUUGUUGACGUAAAAAUGCCUUGUUUAAUUACUAUUCUACAAGCGUUUAAUCAGUCUAUGCUGACGAAUUUAUCUGUGACUAUUUGUCUUCGUAGUUUUGUUAACUUUUGGUUUGUAUUUUUAUUUGAUUGGUCGCUUUCCACGUAACUGGUUGUCUGUUUCCGUAUAGAUUUGUAGAAUAAGUCUAUAUAGAUACAGUUAUUGGUUAU
This is a messenger RNA of Schistosoma bovis, 2053 nucleotides long. Lineage: Eukaryota; Metazoa; Platyhelminthes; Trematoda; Strigeidida; Schistosomatidae. The record is from the annotation of a GenBank genome assembly.